Molecule: messenger RNA, 3558 nt
Organism: Pseudoliparis swirei
Lineage: Eukaryota; Metazoa; Chordata; Actinopteri; Perciformes; Liparidae
Gene: znhit3
Product: zinc finger, HIT-type containing 3
Exons: 5
Coding region: 2495-2899 (134 amino acids)
Biological process (GO): snoRNA localization; box C/D snoRNP assembly; maturation of LSU-rRNA from tricistronic rRNA transcript (SSU-rRNA, 5.8S rRNA, LSU-rRNA)
Cellular component (GO): nucleus; pre-snoRNP complex
Molecular function (GO): protein binding
Source: RefSeq, a predicted model, not a curated record
UCCGGACACAAAGUUGGAUCUCUGAUGUUGACCAUGGCCGAGGUUACCUUCCUUCCCUAACCCAGUGAAUCGAGCGCUGUUACACCGGGAACAUGCCCUGUAAUCAGUCACGUGACAGCUCUCCAUUCCAUUCUCUGCAGCUACUCUCAAGUUACAGCCGUGCAAGUGUAGUUUGUGUUGACCUACUGUAUAUAUAUAGGUCAGUGGUGUGUGCCUGAUAAAUAGUGCUAUGUAGUUAUUUAUGUAGGUGCUGAAUAUAUUAUACAGUAUUUUUGAUUCAAUAAAAGUGAUCCUAACUUAACCAGCUUGGAGUGUAUUAUGUAUAUUGCUCAGAAGAGAAUAAAAGAUAAAUUACUUGUUUAGUAGGCACACCGUACAUGUUUGUUACUGUUUUGUGUUUUUAGUUGUUCUAAAAGAAGAAUGUAUUCCUUAGUCCCUCGCAUUGGGACCAACCAUCUUCCAUGCUCUCUAUGAAUGUAUCCCUCCCUGUGUCCACAGUGUUUUUUCAGGAGCAAUGAAGGCCUGCUAUGUUUACUUUUUGUAUCCCAGAGGAGUUUUUAUGCAGAAAACUUUCAGUUGUCUCAAAAAAUGCUCAAAGGCAUGGCCCGUAGGCAAGAAAGAGAUUUGUGCAUUUCAGAAUGAAUGGUCAUUUUAUAUAGUCAAGUUUUAUAAGUCAUAUAUUAUGAGAUAAUAAGUAAUAAUUCUGAAAAAUUAAUUAAAUUAGAUACUAAGUCAUAAUUAUGAGAUGCUAACGAGAUUUCUAAGUCGUAAUUAUGAAUUGCUAAGUCCUAAUUACAAGAUGCUAAUGACAUAUUACGUCCUAAUUAUGAGAUGCUAAUGAGAUAUAAGGUCAUACUUAAAAUAUGCUAAUGAUAAUGUGUCAUUAUUAUAUACUAAUUCAAAAUUAUGAGAUACUGAUAUAUAAUUAUGACAUUCUAAGUAAUUAUUUUAAGAUAGUAUCUCAUUUUAAUAACUUACAGCAGUGGUCACCAACCUUUUUGAGCCCAAGAUCACUGACCUCCACCUUCAUGACCGGCAAGAUCUACCUAUUGAGGCGUUGAGAGAAAACGACGGUCCAGAUUGAGGCUUUUUAUUUGGCCUAAUUCUAAUUGAAUGAAAUCAAAACACAUUGGUCCAGCUUUCAAAUUGAUGAGACCAGGAACACAGAAUUUAAGUGCAAUAUAAAAAGUAAGAUAUUUGUUCACCACACACAAUAUGAACAAGAAAAAACACAUUUCAAUGAGCAGCUGGAUAAACUACCAAUAUAAAUGUUGUAUUUAUUUACAUUACAACACAACACUGACAACAUGAUCAGUCAGUGCAACUCAUGUAAGUUCAGCUCUCAUCAUAAUGCCAUCAAGUCAUGUGACUCCAGUCAGUGUGAUGGCUGUGACUGAACUCUGUCUGUGAGCUUGUAGUUAGUUCAUAAACACAGACAGACAGUCUGAGGCCGUCUGUGAGCUGCUGUCAGUAAUCCAGCUCCUGGUCUCCGAUUUGGUGAUUUUCUCAACUUCACUGAUGAGUUUUUCGGGGCAAAUGUGGUAUUCAUGAAAGUUUUAUCAUCUGGGACUGGUUCUGAAGUCAGCCCGUUGGUGAAUACAUUCACAUCAGCUCUAAAGACAUCCUCAGAUUUAAAUAAUUAUAAUAAUAAUAAAUAUGAGAAUCACCAUUUGUGACUCCUGCAUCUGUGCUUUUUCAAAUAAUAGAAUAAAUAUAAUUGCAAUCACUUUCAAGUAAACCAGAUUGCUCCAUCAGACAAGAAAAAAAGCUCAAUGUUGAGCUUUUGUUUUGAAGGACAAAAGCAGAAAAGCCGAUCUCACGGAGGUAAAACCUGGCAAAUCGCCAAUAAUCUCCGCAGUUGCGCAUGCGCAGGCGUAACCUGUAAAUGCCGUAACGUAAACAUUUACACUAAGGUACAGGCAUUACAACAUUUAUUUAUUGAUGACGUAGUUUUAUGUCCUUGUACUUUGAACUUGUGUAAUAUGUAAAGUUAUGAAUAAAGGUCUUUCUGCAUUUCCCCUGCGCCUCACUUGUGGUACGCUCCCCUCUUUCGGGGAGCACAGCUGACAACACGGCUGUCAGAGAACCCGCUUUCAGGCGUUCAUUAAAAUCAGGCGGAGAUCUUUUCUAUCGUCGAUGUUCCAGUCAGGAAGAAAACGUUUCAGAAGACACUUCAGAAAAUGUUCGAGAACGAGGAACAAUGUGUUUCUGAUUUUAUUUUCAUUUUAUUUUGGAGAUCGACAGGGAACGUCUCCGAGAUCGACCGGUCGAUCGCGAUCGACGGGUUGGCGACCACUGACUUACAGGAUCUUUAUUUUUUUCAUUACAGUAGCGAAAAUGGGCUUCCACCAUUAAAGUCAGAUACUUUUAUUUUGAAGGAAGGAUUUCCCAACCGGAAUUGAUAUCAUUCACUUCCUGGUCCUCAUACACGCACGAGGACCUUCGAGCAUUUGAAUCAGUUUAUUUGUCACUUAUUUGUUUUUUACGCGCCAGAAUGCAGUUAUGCAGUGUGUGCAGCGAACACACACCAAAAUACAAAUGUCCGUCCUGCAAAAUAAGAUAUUGUUCACUUGGCUGUUAUAAGAGGCAUAAAGACACUUGCCUACCCGUUGAGCAGCCUGCACCUAUUGAUCCCGAAGCCGUGGGUUCUUUCAAUUCUGAGACGUGGACUGUUGAGGAUCUUCUGCAUGAAGAGGACCUUGUUGACAAAGCGCCUCUACAGAGGCUCAAGCUGUUAGGUCAAUCGAAAGAGCUCCGGGAUCUUCUUUGCAACCCCCAUCUGAGACUACUACUGCGCUCCAUUGACGGCGCAGACAGCAAAGACGUUGCUAUGAAGGCUGCCAUGCAGGAGCCUCUGUUCGUGGAAUUUUCAGAUCGGUGUUUGAAAAUUGUCAAAUGAAGUCAAACCAUUGACAGCCAGUGAAGCUGAUGUUUUGUAAAAUUGUUCCCUCAGUUACUUGGAUGACCGUUGAAUAUUUUUUCAUAUAAAGUCUCCACAUUAGCAUGGAUCUCCUGUCGAUAUAUUACUGUCUUGUGCCUUGUCAUGAUACACUAUUGUGUUCAAAUACAAACUGAAAUAUUUCAAACUAUCGCUUUACAGUGCAGCUGAAAAGGUUACUUGUGGAACAGCUGAUCACAUGUUGACAAAGUUUAAAGUGAAAGGAAAAUGUAUCCAUUACAUUUUUAUUAACACCGACAUUUAAAUAUUAACGUGUCAUGAUAUACAUUAAUCCCUUGGUACACUACACAUUUCAAACUGUCAUGACUGAGUGACUAUAGCUGGAAAAGAGCCAAUGAAGAUAUUAAAGGAAUUAACAGCAGUCUGCACAAGUUCAAAACGUGUUCUACGGUACAUGAAACAUUACUUAAAGCAAAAUAUGUUCUGCAUAGUCAAAUGUGACGCUAUCAUGGCUCGAGUUCUCAAACAGCACUCGUGUAAAAGUACUUGGAUUAAUGUGUUGGACUGCAGCCGUUUAAAAUACAAUGGUUUAGGCAAAUAUUUUACAGAUGUGUGUAUAUAUAUAAAAAGCAAUUUCAAUAAACCUUGGUUUAACCUUU